AUGUCGAAGGGGUAUAACAGUGAUGUGGAGGCCUUGCGCCUGAAAGAAUAUCCACAUAUGAACGAUGGGGUCUACCUGGACCAUAGCGGAGCGACUAUAUACGCGAAGUCUACUGUCGACUCCUUUUGCGCCAAAAUGGUCACCAACUUAUACGGAAAUCCACACUCGGAGAAUUCUCCAGCCAAGCUUUCCGGGGAUGUCGUUGACCAGGUUCGGGAGAAGACCCUCAACUUCCUCGGCGCAAGUCCCGAGCACUUCGACCUGAUUUUCGUGGCGAACGCCACCGCCGCCAUCAAACUCGUCGCAGACUCUUUCAGGGACCUCUCCGAGAAGACCAGUGACCGGAGGUUCUGGUACGGCUACCACAAAGACGCGCACACGAGCAUUGUCGGGGUGAGGGAACUGACUUAUGGCCAAUCUUACUGCUUCCGGAGUGAUCAGGACGUCGAAAGAUGGCUUCAUUCCCCUGAGACAAGUUUCGUCAACCGCUACCACUCCGGCGGGCUUGGCCUGUUCGCCUACCCCGGACAGUCCAACAUGUCUGGCAGAAGACUGCCCCUAUCGUGGCCAGGCGCAUUACGGCAAUCUGAAUAUUUACAAAACACAUAUACUCUCCUGGACGCUGCCGCGCUGGCCAUGACAUUUCCGAUGGAAACCGUCUUUGAAGAUGUGGACCAGGCGCCAGACUUUACUUGUCUGUCUCUGUACAAAAUCUUUGGGUUUCCAGACAUCGGGGCGUUGAUCGUACGAAAAGAGUCAGGGCACAUUUUGACACUGAGGAAGUAUUUCGGUGGGGGCACGGUGUCCAUGGUUGCGACGUUCGGCGAGAACUGGCAUCGAUCGAAGGGGCUGCAGGCGCCCACCUACAAGAUCCACGAGGGCUUGGAAGAUGGGACUCUGCCAUUCCACAGUAUUCUCGCCCUCGGAGAGGCUAUCGACGUGCACAGGAAGCUCUACGGUUCGAUGAGAAAAAUCUCGGACCAUGCGUCCUACCUCACGUCUAGACUGUUCCGAGGCUUGGCCUCCCUGCGCCACUCCAACGGCCGGGCGCUCUGUCGCAUCUACAGCGAGAACAGCAACUUUGAUGAUUCGACCAAGCAGGGCUCUGCAAUUGCCUUCAACGUCCUACGGGCAAACGGGCGACACGUCCCGUACUCUGAUGUCGAACGUUCCGCAAACGCGGCAGGGAUCUACAUACGGUCUGGAGGUGUUUGUAAUCCUGGCGGAAUAUUCACAGCCCUCGGUUACGAGCCCUGGAUGACAGAACGCGCCUUAUCUGCAGGCCACCACUGCGGCUCGCAUGGCAUCAGCAUCAUCCACAGACUUCCCACGGGCAUUGUCCGCGCGAGUCUAGGCGCCAUGUCCACCAAACAAGACGUAGACACCUUCCUGAGCUUCCUCCGGACCACCUUCCUCGAGCAGGACGACGACCAGCAGGACUGGGUGACGACCGCUCGGCAGGCCCAUCAUCAUCAGUAUUCUCCGCGCGCGGGGGCGUUCGCGCUAGAUCUCCCCGGCGAGUACACCACCAGCAGCGCGUUCCCCGACGUGCGCGAGGUGCCGCGCCCGCUGCCCAUCCUGCACCACUUCCCCACGGCGCCAGAAGCUACCCCGAGGGUCGCCCCGCUCAACAUGCAUGACCUGGUGCAUGGCCUGGCUGCUGUGAAGUAA
Molecule: messenger RNA, 1671 nt
Organism: Hypoxylon fragiforme
Lineage: Eukaryota; Fungi; Ascomycota; Sordariomycetes; Xylariales; Hypoxylaceae
Product: PLP-dependent transferase
Exons: 4
Coding region: 1-1671 (556 amino acids)
Biological process (GO): molybdopterin cofactor metabolic process
Molecular function (GO): molybdenum cofactor sulfurtransferase activity
Source: RefSeq, a predicted model, not a curated record